AUGUCCAUCCAUCAGAUCUACAUGUCCACUCACCAGAUUUAUGUGUCCACCCACAAGAUCUAUGUGUUUCCCAAAAGAUCCAGAGGGACCUGCGGGCUCCGGCCCAUGGCUUCCGACCACAACUCCCUGCUGCCCGACUACGACACAGAUGACAACUAUGGAGCCGUGGAUUCUUCCGGUGGCACCGUGCGUGGCAACGAUGUCGCACCCGGGACCUGGCCUGGCAUCGUCAGCAUCCAGGCCAACUGGGCAAAUGGCACGUGGCACAUGUGUGCAGGGGCCCUCAUCAACCCCAAGUGGGUCCUCACGGUCGCCCACUGCUUCUAUGGGGCCAAGGAUGUCUCCAAAUGGGAGGUGGUGCUUGGGGCCACUGAUCUGACCGAGCUGGGCCCCGAGGCAGAGUUGCACCACAUCCAGAGGCUCCUGGUGCACCAGCACUACGCACCUGCCUUGGCAAGGAACAACAUCGCCCUGCUGGAGCUGGAUGAGCCCGUGGAGUGCAGCGACUACAUCCAGCUGGGCUGUGUGCCCAACACUCCCCUGAGCGUGUCACAGAUGAAAACCUGCUACAUCGCGGGCUGGAAAACCACCCUGGAUAGUGCUCUCAGACCACGCCUGGUGCUGCAGGAGGCCAAGGUGCGGCUCAUCGAUGUGCAGCUCUGCAACAGCAGCCGCUGGUACGGGGGGGCCGUGCACCCCCACGACCUGUGCGCUGGGUACCCGCGGGGCGGCAUCGACACCUGCCAGGGGGACAGCGGGGGUCCCCUGGUCUGCAAGGACAUGAGAGCUGACUACUUCUGGUUCGUGGGAAUGACCAGCUGGGGGAAAGGCUGUGCUGGGGCCAAACGACCCGGGAUCUUCACCUCCACCCAGGAAUUCCACAACUGGAUCCUGAUCCAGAUGGGAUUGCUCCCGGUAGUAACAGCCAUUCCAACGCCAGAGCCAACCACUACCUCGACUCCUGAGCAGAAUCCAGAGCCAGAGUCCAGCCUGAGCUCUAUGGAGACACUGAUGCCAAUGGAACUGGGAAAUUUAACAGCCAUUUCAAUCCAACAACAGAUACUGGGGCAAUUCUUUAACCUGAUCCUGGAACUCCUGCAGUUCCUAAGGGCCAAAUUGUAUUGA
Manacus vitellinus (golden-collared manakin) is the source of this 1125-nucleotide messenger RNA. RefSeq names its product acrosin-like. Lineage: Eukaryota; Metazoa; Chordata; Aves; Passeriformes; Pipridae. Bases 1 to 1125 code for a protein of 374 amino acids. The transcript has 5 exons. Gene Ontology annotation, biological process: proteolysis; acrosome reaction. Gene Ontology annotation, molecular function: serine-type endopeptidase activity. The record is from RefSeq and is a predicted model, not a curated record.